Molecule: messenger RNA, 489 nt
Organism: Caenorhabditis elegans
Lineage: Eukaryota; Metazoa; Nematoda; Chromadorea; Rhabditida; Rhabditidae
Gene: T16G12.8
Exons: 3
Coding region: 1-489 (162 amino acids)
Source: RefSeq, marked reviewed
AUGAACUUAUACAAAAACCCACUCAUCAGAUCUCAAUCGGUUCCUGCUCUCAAGAUCAAUUAUACUUCCCCACCACCUCGGGCUUAUAGCCUCGAUGAGCGUCAAAAAGGUGUUGAGUGCUUUGCCAUGUUGGGAUGGGUUGCCACAUUCCCAGCAAUGAUAAUUUCCAGUCAAUUCGGAUUCCUAUCUAUUCCGCUUUUCUAUAAUAUUUUAAUGUAUUAUUCAGCAAGCUCAACUAAUGUGAAAACUUUGGAAUGUGCUCAGAAGUGUUCGAAGUAUGGGAUUGUUGUAGCGAUUGGGGCUAGUUCUGCAUUAAUCGUCUGGCUGUUCGUUGAUCCUCCAGAAACGCAAGGAUUACUAGAAUAUUUAAUAAUGCGCAAUAUGUGUAGCUUAUUCAUGAUGCAGAAAAUUCAUGAUGCAGAAAUGGACACUCAAGGAGUUGAUAGAAAAGAGGAAGGAGCUUACAGUUUGCGAAGUUUGACUUUUUAA